Molecule: messenger RNA, 2428 nt
Organism: Austrofundulus limnaeus
Lineage: Eukaryota; Metazoa; Chordata; Actinopteri; Cyprinodontiformes; Rivulidae
Gene: phox2bb
Product: paired like homeobox 2Bb
Exons: 3
Coding region: 428-1285 (285 amino acids)
Biological process (GO): regulation of transcription by RNA polymerase II; enteric nervous system development
Molecular function (GO): RNA polymerase II transcription regulatory region sequence-specific DNA binding; DNA-binding transcription factor activity, RNA polymerase II-specific
Source: RefSeq, a predicted model, not a curated record
CAGCCCAAUAGACUGAUGAGUUAUUGUCAUGUAAAAAAGCGCUCGCAAUAAGACCAAACGCUUUGCUAUUGUCCAAGCGGAAAGAGCCAAGUUUAUUAUGAGGACUAUAUGCUCUAGAGACCUCGGGCUAGGCGGCUCUUAGGGGGCUUUUCAUAAAACAGGGCUAGGUUCCUAUAAAGGAGGCCAGUUUUGGAGCAGGCGCGGAGCAGUGCACAUCUCAGCGUCCAGCCUUUUUUUUAAUCCCCUCUCCCCACCAGUUCAAACCAAACAUCCUUCCCUUAAAACCCAGAGCGCGCGUCCUCCUCACUUUCAUUUAUUCUUCCCCCACCCCAUUUCAAACCCCAUUUUUUUGGGUGCUUUUGUUCUACUUUUUUUGUUUUAUUUUUCCAGGAAAGUGCAGCUUUUCACCUCAACCGAGCCUUCUCCAAUGUAUAAAAUGGAGUAUUCUUACCUAAAUUCCUCUGCCUACGAGUCAUGUAUGGCCGGGAUGGACACGUCGAGCUUGGCAUCGGCCUACGCGGACUUCAGCUCGUGCAGCCAGACCAGCGGCUUCCAGUACAAUCCCAUCAGGACCACUUUCGGGGCCACCUCCGGCUGUCCGUCCCUCACGCCGGGCUCCUGCAGUCUGGGGACCCUGCGAGACCACCAGAGCAGCCCGUACGCCGCAGUUCCGUACAAACUCUUCACGGAUCACGGCGGACUGAACGAGAAGCGGAAGCAGCGGCGCAUCCGGACCACGUUCACCAGCGCGCAGCUGAAGGAGCUGGAGCGGGUUUUUGCCGAGACCCACUACCCGGACAUCUACACCAGAGAGGAGCUGGCACUCAAAAUCGACCUGACUGAAGCCAGAGUGCAGGUGUGGUUUCAAAACCGGCGCGCCAAAUUCCGCAAGCAGGAGCGCGCGGCUGCGGCUGCCGCGGCGGCCGCCAAGUCCAGUUCCGGGAAGAAGGCGGACUCCAGAGACGAAGACAGCAAAGACACUAAAACCACAGACCCCGACAGCACGGGAGGCCCGGGACCCAACCCGGUCCCGACCUCCAACUGYGGCGGACCGAGCCCCACCGCGGGCCAAGUCAACACCACCGGCAACGGACAGGUGGACCAGGUGAAGACCUCCGUGUCCGCCGGCAUGGGAGUGACGGCGCCGAGCCAAGGCUGGGCCCCGGCGCCCGGAACCAUCACAUCCAUACCGGACUCAUUGGGCGGGCCCUUCGCCAGCGUCCUGUCCUCUUUGCAAAGACAGAACGGAGCCAAAGCUACGUUAGUAAAAACCAGCAUGUUCUAAUGAAGCUUCCGCGGCKGGGGGAGAGGAACAGACAGAGCAGGAAAGAAAAAAAAAACGUUUCUUCCUCCUGCAGAGACUGAAAAAGCAAUCGGCCCAGACUGAACUCGAGGAUAAUAAGAAGCAGAUAGAAAAAAAGGACAAAAAAAGUUGGUUUGUUUUUAGGCCUUGCGUCGUUUCUUGUGCUCAGCAGCUCCCUGUAAAAUAUCAUCUCAGCAAGUCAAAGAUUAUUUCAKUCUUCAGACGAAGGGUUUUGGAAACAUAAUUAUCCAAAAAAACAUUGAGGAGGMGAGGGAAUUUUCUCAUCCUUACACACAUCAGGUUGAAACAAAAACAACACACCACUUCAAAACAUUUCACACAUCCAAAUGACUCGUUUAGAUGGUCGCUUUUUGUCCAAAACGCGCGGGAAGACGCAGUGGAGACGCGCAGCAGUGCGUAAAAAGGAGCCUCGCUGAGUCACAAACAGCUGUUUCAAGUUUGGAACAGAAACAACAAACACMCACACACCGACACACCAACAUGGUUUCAUUCCUGCUGGUUGGAAACGUUCUGUUUUUAUUUGUUUUGUUCCCAGGGCUGCUGAGAGUUUAGUUUCUUUAAAUUUGUCGAUAUAAACCCACUUMUUUCCUCGAGAAACAAAAAACGAACAAAAACAAAAAAAUAGGCACAAGCUACUGCAAAACGUUCACCUCUGACAGGAAAUCUGUAUGUUUUUGUGUGUCUUUCUACGGCAGUGUUUUGUGGCGCAGGUUGUAUAGUGUUAAUACGUAUUCUUGUCUCUAGUUGAACCAUAGGCCAUCCCUGUAUAUCGAUCAUGCAAGUCUUUUUGAUGUUUUACUAAAUUCCCUCAAAAAGGAUUUAUUUUGGCUAAAAAAAAAGCAACAACAGGAACAAGGGAAUGGAUGCAAACAUUGUAUUUAUUUCUAUAUAAUUUGCAUGUUGUCUCUUUGUCUGAUUUUACACUGAUUUCUCUCCCAUUUUGUGAGCAUUCUKUACCAUGUUUUGUCCCGAAUCGGAAAGUUAUUUAUAAGUAGGUAAUGGAUGCUUAUAUUUAAGAAGGAAAUAUUUCUACAUGUGCACAUAGUUUUCCAGGUGUACCAUUGAAAUGAUUGUUGAUGAUAUAUAAAAAAAAGUCCCACUUGC